This is a messenger RNA of Staurois parvus, 421 nucleotides long. NCBI's taxonomy places the organism in Eukaryota, Metazoa, Chordata, Amphibia, Anura, Ranidae. The record is from the annotation of a GenBank genome assembly.
UCACCGAUCACAGAAAGAGCCGAAGAUGUUGGCUCAGUCAUGUGAUCAAUCACAGCUGAUCACAUGGGACAUGUACACUGAUCAUCAGGGCACUGAUGAUCAAUGUAGCCCCAGCAGUGCCACCUGUCAGUGUCCAUCAGUGCCUUGUGUCAGUGCUCAUCAAUGCCUCAUGCCAGUGCCCAUCAGUGUCUCAUCAAUGCCACAUAUCAGUGCCUACCAGUGCACAUCAAUGCCACAUAUCAGUGCCCAUCUGAGCUGCCUUUCAGUGUCACCCAUCAGUGCCAGUCAGUGCCACCUAUCAGUGCUGCCAAUCAGUGCCGCCUAUCAGUGCGCAUCAGUGCCGCCUAUCAGUGCGCAUCAGUGCCUGUCAGUGUCACCUAACAGUGCCAGUCAGUGCCACCUAUCAGUGCCGCCUAUCAGU